AUGCCAAACGUCGUCAAAUUAUUGGUAUUGAUUGGUAUAGUGGAGUGUUCAUCAUUGGUGUUGGCUGAUGAAGUGUCGGAUUUGGACGAGCAUGACAGAAGAGUGAUUGAGUUGCUUCAACGGGGUGAUGUGUUCGAUAAUGAAACCAUAAUUGAGAUCUUCAAUGGAACUGAAUUCGUUAAUGACACAUUCCCAUCGAAUAUAACGAACGCAACUACUGAAAGACCAACUGCAGUGAUUGAUCUGGCACAGCCAAUCGAAGCAGUUAAGAAAAUUUACGAACGUUCACGCAGACACCUUCAUCAGUUUAUGGAUAAACCGUAUGCAAACGUAAUGGUCGCCUCAGCACUAGUGGGCGUGUUAACAACACUGGUUGCUAUACUCCUAUUUUGCUUCCUUUAUUCAAUUUCAACUCGAUGCUGCUCCAGAAGACGUAAGGCAAGAAUGGCGAAUGCAAAUUACGAUGAUGAUCAAACGCUGAUCGAUAGACAAGUCACAAAUGUUGCUUGA
Anisakis simplex (herring worm) is the source of this 510-nucleotide messenger RNA. Lineage: Eukaryota; Metazoa; Nematoda; Chromadorea; Rhabditida; Anisakidae. The record is from the annotation of a GenBank genome assembly.